This is a messenger RNA of Styela clava, 1422 nucleotides long. RefSeq lists its product as uncharacterized. Lineage: Eukaryota; Metazoa; Chordata; Ascidiacea; Stolidobranchia; Styelidae. The record is from RefSeq and is a predicted model, not a curated record.
UCUGCGAAAAGCGAAAACCAAUCAUACCGUUAAUGAAACUAAACAUAAAUGGCAUAUAGAAAGUAUUUAUAAGCCUGCUUGCUCUGUUGUUAGAUUAUAUCUUCUCAGUGUACCUGUGUAUCUAUUCAAAAUGAGACUACCAUCUGUCAGUUUACUUGUUGUUUGCAUGUUCGGAUUGGCAUCAAUGUGCCAUGGCGGAUACAUUCCUCGAUUUGCAGCGGCCAAAAGGCUAAAAUGUUGGGAGUGCGAAGAUGCCAGUUCUGAUGCUCAUUGCUUCAGAGUAGGAAAAUGGAAGCAGUGUGGACCGUCACAGUCUUGCUUCGUGGAAAAACGUUAUGAAAAUGGCAUUGAAGUUCACAAACGGGGAUGUAAACAAGAUUCAGCUUGUAAAUCACUGAUGAUGCAAAAUGAAUUCCAAUGCAAUAGUCUGCAGUUCAAAAAGCAUUUCCAGGAAUAUUCCACUAAUCCCAUCACUUGUCGACACUGUUGCGACAUGAACUACUGCAAUCCCACCAGAACUGAUAUGGCGAUCAAAAAUAAGUUACGAAAAAAAAACAUCUCAAAUAAAAAACCACCUGUGAACCGGAACGAACCAGCCACGGGCAACUAUCCGAUGCCACCAGUAUCUCAUUACUCCGUUAAAAAGAAUCAGAAUCCUGUCGUAUACCCUACUCCACAUCAGGCGAAGUACUCGACACCUUCCUCUAAAAAAGAAGAAGAAGUAUGGUAUACGUUGCCACAUAUCAAAACAACUCCUUAUGGGAACCCUGACCAUCCUACCAAUGUUGCACCCGAAGAGAGAACAACUGAGCCCGUACCGACACCGUAUCGUGGAAAGAUGCCAGCAGACAGGACAAUGAAUUUGGGACAAGUCUACUAUCCGGGUAUCGGUUGGAUUUCUUUGACUCAGUCGAAAGAGCAGAGAGCCGCCCCACCAAGUGUUGUAUACAACCAAGAAAAAUCAUUAGACGUCGGAAUCACUCAUGCAACCAAAGAACUUAAUCUAAAUGAUUGAUAAAUUUCUUGGUAGUUUUAAUUAAAAGGUUAAUUGUUUCAUUUAAUGAUUGAUAUAUAAUUUCAUUUUUAGUUCAAAUAAUUUGUGAAAAACUAUCGCUAAUUUAAUUAUCAAUUAAUUACAUUUAUUAAAAGUACUUAAUGGUAUAAUUAUUGCCAGACGAUAAAAUCUGUAUUAUUUGACUUGUUAUUGUUAAGUUAUUGUUGCAUUAGGGUUAGCAGAAGUUUAUUAUAUAAAUUGCAUGCUGACAUGUCUCCGUUAAAUUUUCAAGUGUUAUAUUUUUUAAUGAAUUGUUUCUGCAAACUCAAAUAUGAUUCUAUAACAAAUUACUGAAAUUGAUUUUAUCUUAUGCUCAAAUAUGUUUGUGUAAUGUUUGGCUAACAAAUUCGACAAAUAAAUAUUUUCUU